This is a messenger RNA of Cucurbita pepo subsp. pepo (vegetable marrow), 1557 nucleotides long. Its product is annotated as geranylgeranyl diphosphate reductase, chloroplastic-like. Gene Ontology annotation, molecular function: oxidoreductase activity, acting on the CH-CH group of donors, NAD or NADP as acceptor. Lineage: Eukaryota; Viridiplantae; Streptophyta; Magnoliopsida; Cucurbitales; Cucurbitaceae. Gene Ontology annotation, cellular component: chloroplast thylakoid membrane. The record is from RefSeq and is a predicted model, not a curated record. Gene Ontology annotation, biological process: photosynthesis; chlorophyll biosynthetic process.
UCAAAAUAACCUACCAUUAAAUAAAACCAAACCCCACCAAGAUCUCACCCUAAAUCCUUCCGCCUUCAUUUCCAGAUCUUCCUCCCUUCAAUGGCGCUCCAAUUCCAAUGCCUCCAGGUAUUCUCCCCCCUUUCUCCAGUAGCUACAGCACGCUCUCCCUCCUCCUCACGCUCCCCAUCCCUUGUCAUCGCCUCCUCUAAAUCCCACACUGCACCUCUCCUGGGCCGCAAGCUCCGAGCGGCCGUCAUCGGCGGUGGCCCUGCGGGAUCUUCUGCCGCCGAAGCUCUGGCAGCUGGUGGCGUCGAGACUUACCUGUUCGAGCGCAGCCCAUCGUCUGCCAAGCCCUGCGGCGGUGCUCUUCCUCUCUGCAUGCUUAGCGAGUUCGACAUCCCGGCUCAUCUCAUAGAUCGCCAUGUUACUCGUAUGAAAAUCAUCUCCCCUUCGAAUAUCGCCGUCGACUUCGGAAAAACCUUGAAAGCCCAUGAGUUCAUACCCAUGCUGCGCCGCGAAGUGCUUGAUUCCUUCCUCCGCGCCCGCGCCCAGUCCAUCGGCGCUAAUAUCAUCCACGGACUCGUGCUGAAUCUCGAGGUCCCUGCCUCCUCUAACGCACCGUAUGUCGUGCAUUACACAACCGAAAACUCUAUGCGAUCCUUGGCCGUGGAUGUGGUGAUCGGCGCGGACGGCGCCAAUAGCCGAGUGGCGAAGUCGAUAGACGCCGGAGGUUACACGUGCGCGAUCGCGUUCCAAGAGAGAAUCAAAUUGCCAGAGGAGAAAAUGGAGUACUACGAGAAUCUGGCGGAAAUGUACGUAGGGAACGACGUGUCGCCGGACUUCUACGCGUGGGUAUUUCCAAAGUGCGACCAUGUGGCGGUGGGAACGGGGACGGUGUGCUCGAAGCAAGACAUAAAGCAGUACCAAAGAGGAAUCAGGGAAAGGGCAAAGAGUAAGAUAAGUGGAGGGAAGGUGAUUAAAGUAGAGGCACAUCCAAUACCGGAGCACCCGCGAGCUAGGCGAGUGAUAGGUCGGGUGGCACUGGUCGGGGACGCGGCAGGGUACGUAACGAAGUGCUCCGGGGAAGGCAUAUAUUUCGCUGCAAAAUCCGGGAGAAUGUGCGGGGAGGCAGUGGUGAGAGCAUCAGAAGGAGGGGAGAGGAUGAUCGGAGAAAGGGAUCUGAAGAGAGAGUACCUGAGAGAGUGGGACGCCAAGUACGUGGGGACGUUCAGGUUCUUGGAUCUGUUGCAGAGAGUGUUCUAUGGAGACAACGCCGGAAGGGAAGCAUUGGUGGAGAUGUGUGGGAACGAGUAUGUGCAGAGAAUGACUUUCGAAAGCUAUCUAUACAAGAAAUUGGCAGAGGGAAACAGAGUGGAAGAUGCAAAGUUGAUGUGGAACACCAUUGGGAGCCUCGUAAAGUGUGGGAUUGUUGGUAGAAGAGAGAGCGACAGCAUUGCUGCUUUUCUGUAAUUUCUUUCUUUGCCUUACCUUUUCUUUUAUGUGAACCCAGUAGCUGUAUGUCUGCAUAUCACAUCAAGUUCAAUACCAAAUAUUGGGUUUAACAUA